This is a messenger RNA of Ilex paraguariensis (yerba mate), 706 nucleotides long. The record is from the annotation of a GenBank genome assembly. NCBI's taxonomy places the organism in Eukaryota, Viridiplantae, Streptophyta, Magnoliopsida, Aquifoliales, Aquifoliaceae.
UCACAAGUUUACGUCUUUCCUUCUUCAACAAUGAAAGCAUCCUUGAUCUCUAGCCCUGUGCUUCCUGCUAGGCGGUUUUCGAUCCACCCUCCUCGCCGGAUACGAUCACUUGGACGUGUAAACAUGGAAGUUAGCGCAAGCAGGAAAGCGGAUGACCGAUAUUAUGACGGGAGGCUUGUGGACAAGAAUAUAAUAGUCCUAAGAAUGCGCAUUAAGGAGAUGAAAAUGAUGGAAACAAGCCACGAACCACCUUCAGAUUGGAUGGAGUGGGAGAAGAAGUACUAUGAACAUUACUACGAGGAUGUCUGUGAAGCUGUAGGGUUGUUACAGUCCUAUUUGAUGAAUACUAGGCCAUCUUUGGCGUUGGGGAUGGCGGCUCUCGUUGCAUUGAGUGUGCUCAUUUCAACUUUUGUGGUGAUGCUCAAUGUUAUAGAGAUAGCUAAGGGUGUUUUUUCUUUUGUUUCAUUUAGCUAGCUUCAUCUGAUUUAGUUCUUCCAAAUACUGAAGUUUUUAAAAGUAUUGGGCUAAAUUGUUUUGUAUAUAGGAAUUACUUGUGUAUGUGAAGACAGUCUAACUCGACUCAACCGUAAGUUUGUUCUAUUAGAAUAGUUUUAUAGUUUUAAAUCAUAAAAAAGAGUCUCUAUGCACGAUGAUAUAGGAUUGUGUUUGUUAUUUAUUCUCCCCUAAACUUUGUACGAAACAUCUA